This is a messenger RNA of Hydra vulgaris (swiftwater hydra), 1071 nucleotides long. The record is from RefSeq and is a predicted model, not a curated record. Lineage: Eukaryota; Metazoa; Cnidaria; Hydrozoa; Anthoathecata; Hydridae.
UUAGUUCGUGAAAUAUUCUCUGAGAUGUUUAAGAAACAGCAAAAAGACAUUCUCAAUUUUAUUAGUGGUAAUUUAAAAAUUACAAAUGAAAGAAUUGAUGGAUUGCUCAAAGAAAUAGCAAAAAUAAAAGAAACGUGCAAAACUUUACAAAUUGAAAAUAAUUUAAGAAAAUCUGAAAUGGUAAAAACAAGUGACAGAGUCUCAAUAAUUGAACACAGUCAAAAAGAUAUUGAACACAAUAUCACUUUCACACAAGAUAUCCAAGAGGAGAAAAUCAAUAAAACUGAAAAAAAAAUUGUUACAAAAGUAGCAUUUAGUGCAGAAGAAAAAAAUAAGCUGCGACAACUUGAAGAUCGAGUGAGAAGAAAUAAUUUGCGCCUUGAAGGAAUAACGGAGAGCGAAUCUGAAAGUUGGAAUGAAUCUGAAGAAAAGGUUUUAAGUAUCUUUGAAAACAAACUAAAUGUAAGUGGCGUGGUUAUUGAAAGGGCACAUAGAACCGGAAAAACUGGGCAAAGUAAACCUAGAUCAAUCGUGAUAAAAUUUCUGAACUACAAAGAUAAAGUUAACAUAUUAAAAAACUCGAAAAAAUUAAAAGGAAUAGGAAUAUUUAUAAACGAAGAUUAUUCUUUGGAUACCCUAAACAUACGGAAAACUCUUUUUGAAGAAAUGCAAACUCACAGGAUAAAUGGUAAGAAUUUUGUCGUUAUUUAUGAUAAAUUAGUUGUUAAAGAUUUUAAAAAAAUCUCUUAAAAAAACCUAAAGCUUAUAUACUUUUUAUAUUUUGUAUUUUAAAUAUUAAUCUUAGUUAAUAUUGCUAAAAUUGCGGAAGCUAUCAAUGAUAUUAUUUUUGACAUACCAGGAAGGAAAAAUGCACUUAACCGAAUUAAUGACGAUGAUAAAAACAAUAACUUUUUUGACCUAAUUUUAGUAGAAACGGCUUAUUACAAAGUUGACGAUGUUUAAGAUGUUUUUAAUUCUUCAUCAUCUAAUUUUUCAUUAUUUCAUUUAAACAUCAGAAGCAUUAAUAAAAAAUUUGAAAUUUUAAAAUUAAUGUUAAAUAAUAUAAAAAAC